This is a messenger RNA of Neoarthrinium moseri, 1605 nucleotides long. RefSeq lists its product as uncharacterized. The coding region runs from base 1 to 1605 and encodes 534 amino acids. Gene Ontology annotation, molecular function: oxidoreductase activity, acting on paired donors, with incorporation or reduction of molecular oxygen; iron ion binding; monooxygenase activity. Lineage: Eukaryota; Fungi; Ascomycota; Sordariomycetes; Amphisphaeriales; Apiosporaceae. The record is from RefSeq and is a predicted model, not a curated record. The transcript is spliced from 10 exons.
AUGUUACCGAGCACUUUAAUUCUGGGGGUCGCCAUAUGUGGCCUCUUCAUUUGCAUCAAGUUCUUGGUCGAGGGAACUUUGACAACCACAGUAGGUCUUAGAUCUGAGGCGUCUAAGAAGCAGGACUCCAUGACUCACUUUGCCUAUCAGAUUCACUAUUUGAAGAACCGCUUCAAAGGGCUUUCGUAUCUCUUUCAUGGACCCGAGGUUAUUGAGAAAGCUUAUGCUCAGGCCAAUGGAAGACCAUUCCUAGUUGCAACGCCCUCAAAUAACCAUGUUCUUGUAACCACAAACGAGUUGAUGAGGGAAAUCGCAGAUGCAUCGCCUGCAUCUCUGUCGCUUCACGCUGUGGCUAAAGAGUUACUGCAGCCCAAGCACACCAUGCACGGCUUCGAGUGGCAGAACCAGCGAGGUCUUGAGGGGACUGGAUUCGUCAGGGCACUCCGCAGUCUUCUUACUUCUCACCUGGCUUACUUUCAGCCAAGCAUUGAUAGCAUCAUAAGAACCUGCCUUCGUGAAGAAUUGAGCACCCCAGGGGGAAAUGGGUUCACGCAAGUUCAUAUAUUCCCAAUGAUGAAACGUAUCGUAACGAGAGUGAACUGCUUCAUUUUCUUUGGCGAAGAACUAAGCCAAAAAGCGGAGUUCACAGCAGCUGCUUUGGAAUUUCCGCAAUCAGUCAUCUUUGCUGCUGAGAUUCUGAGGAUUACUCCGAGCUUCCUCCGCUCCAUCGUGGCAUCACUCGCAACAGGGAAGCAUCGUGCGGCAAAGACCCUGUUCAGACAUCUCGAGCCCAUCGUCAAAGAGCGUAUGGCUAAGAGGGCGAACCCAGACCUAAAUCGAAACUCGCCCCUACCUGUCGAUUGUACACAAUGGCUUAUAGACACGUCGCCACGGAAGAAUCCAUGGUCACCAGCUCGAAUGAUUGGCGAAAUCAUAGCGGUGUGGUUUAGUACCGUCCAUCAGCUCUCUAUGACGGCGACGUACCUUAUCGAGGACCUCUGCUUACAUGAGGAAUACCUAGCGCCGCUGAAGGAGGAGUUGAGGCAGCACGUCGCAACUUCUUCCAAAGCAUCAAUCGACAUUGAACGCUUGCCUUUACUUGACAGCUUCAUUAAAGAAUCAAUACGCUGUACUAAUGCUGACGCCGUCAGCUGUCGCCGCAAAGCAUUGGUGGAUUACGUUCUGGAUGAUGGAACAAGAGUCGCAAGGGGUGACUGGGUGUGUAUACCCCAGCGUGCCAUGAUGCACGACCCUAAUAGGUUCUCUCGACCGCAUGAGUUCGAUGGAUUCCGUUUUGCAAGGGCCAACGCUUCGCUUCGCGCAGGGAACCACUCAGCCGAAGUCCCUGACAACAGUCCUGCGAGUCUGACAACAGCGAACCAUGAUUGGCCAAUCUGGGGUUUGGGUAUUGCAGCAUGCCCUGGCAGGUUUUACGCCUCGCUAGUGUUGAAGUUGAUAGUUGUGCAAGUUUUGGAUGAGUGGGAGUGCAAGUUACCUGACAAGGAUGGCCCACGAAGCAUGGUUUGGAGAUCGAGCGUCGUACCACGCAAUGACACGAGAGUACUGUUUCGUAGGCAAAGUGAGAGACACCUUGAGGCGUCGUAG